AUGGGCGACGAUUCGUCACCUCACAGUGCCUAUAGGGAUAUAGAAGCGGAUCGAUCCGAUGAGGACGACAAGUAUGCCGUUCUUCGUACGACAACAACCUUCGGUGUUUCCUUGAUGAAGAAUCUGGAGACCCUGGUCUGGAUAGACCCCGUCGUGAAGGAUCAAGCCACUUUCACAAGGCUCUUUGCCCAGACAACAGCCCAUACCCUUAAGCUAUCCAACAUUGUGCUGGACGGAGAAUGGCCUUUGCAACCCAUAUUAGCCAGACCAGGUCCCCCUAUACGUUCUCUAGACAUCGAUAUCACUCUUGUGGUACCCCAUAGUGAGAGUAGGGGCCUGGCGCGCGAUGACAGCAUGCCUGACCAGGAAAACACUAUUUUUGAAUCCAUUUUCAAGCUCUGCGGACCGACUCUCGAGUCUCUGACAUGGCAUUACCCGCCGAGUAGGGCAAGGAAGCCAUUUUCCAUCGAUCUAGACACAGAUUCAUUCCCCAAUCUUCGUCAUCUUCGAAUCAAUGAUGACUGGCUUGAGAUGGCUGCAGACAAGGUUCUGACUCUUAAGCGUGUUACGGAUUUGGUCCUCAACCACAGUCAGCUUCAUAAGCUCUACCUCACACAAGGCCGUUCCAAGGAUAGCACCGACUUCGAUCGUCUGCUGCUUGGGAUGGGCCAGUUUAGCAAUCUGCGCUCCCUUCUUAUGGUCUGGUCUGGAGGAGGACGCGAUGAUGAUUUCGACUGGAAGAUCUCCCGCAGCGCAUUGCACGCCAUCUCCGAGAUGAAAGGGUUGGAGCAACUGACUCUUGGGUGCUUCAUAGGCGAUAAUACAAGCGGCAGCUACGAGGAUUAUGACUAUGAUGAUCCAGAGAACAAAGUGCCUCAGUGGAAUGUUGACCACGAUAUGCUCCAAACGCAUCUCUCAGGUCUCAAGAAUCUCAAGAAACUAGCUUUCCAUGGUGAUACAUACAAGCGUCCUAUAGCACCGAAUGAUGACUGGGCGGAUGUGUGUGCAGCCACACAGCCUGGCAGCGACUAUCUGGAUGUCGUGGAGAGUGACGCAUACAAGAGUGUUCCUUCCGUUCAGGAGAGAACACACCUUCGAGUGGUAAAACACGCCAACGCUUGGGCCAAAGAUCUACCUCACCUGGAACGGAUGGUUUGUGAACAGCGGCCCAUGGAGUUCAUUACGAACUAUAAAGGACUUCGCAAGGCAUCACCUCUUGGGACACUCAAAGAUGAGUGCAGGACGUAUAUUAAUCGGGUAUUUGGACUUGCGUCCGAAACUGAGGUAGCCUUCCGCUUUCUUUAA
Messenger RNA from Fusarium coffeatum, 1305 nucleotides. RefSeq lists its product as uncharacterized. The record is from RefSeq and is a predicted model, not a curated record. The transcript has 4 exons. The coding region runs from base 1 to 1305 and encodes 434 amino acids. NCBI's taxonomy places the organism in Eukaryota, Fungi, Ascomycota, Sordariomycetes, Hypocreales, Nectriaceae.